Bufo bufo (common toad) is the source of this 1282-nucleotide messenger RNA. RefSeq lists its product as uncharacterized. The transcript has 8 exons. Gene Ontology annotation, biological process: immune response; inflammatory response. Lineage: Eukaryota; Metazoa; Chordata; Amphibia; Anura; Bufonidae. Gene Ontology annotation, molecular function: cytokine activity. The record is from RefSeq and is a predicted model, not a curated record. Bases 155 to 1138 code for a protein of 327 amino acids.
AGAAUGUUCUUCUAGACACUUGGACCAGACUGAAGAACUGCUUGGGAGAUAAAGCAGCUUUUCAAAACAUUUCAAGCAAGACGGUAUACCAAGACUAUCAAGACUAACUCCAGCUUCUCCUCCCAAUUGAGAGCUUUAAAAUUUUUACAAGAACAUGGCUGGAUUUGCACUAACAGAUGAUCCUUUCAUAGGGGUUAAGGGAUUCAUUUAUACUUCAGGGAAAAAAAUGACGGUUAGCAAUUUCCAGAAAGAUCUUCUUGUUGCACACCCAGAAGAGGGCACUGCCAUUUUCGAAUCAGAUGUAGAUGCUGGAGCGGAACAAGCAACAUUCUACCUGGAGACAUACAAGGAGAUUGGUGAUGGAAAUAGCAUUCCAGUGGCCAUCAGCUGCCAAAUAGGCAGUACAAAUUACCUUCUGUGCAUAGAAAGUAAUUCAGUUAUUCUUAAGGAAACUGAAUUGCCAGAAGAAAUCCCAGAAGAGGCCAGUGAAUAUAUCUUCUACAAACGAGAUUGUGAUGACGAAAAUGUAACUUUUGAGUCAUCAGUGGAGAGAGGAUUUUGCCUUGGAUGCAGUGAAGAUGACCAGUGUCUGGUGCUAAAGCCUUAUCUUGAAGAUGAAUUUGAUGCAUCUAAAGCAUUCCUCUUGAAAUAUUCUUUACAAGAAAGUUUCAAGAUAAAUACUGGGAAAAAACAUCCAUAUAAUUUCCAGAAUAUCCAUGAAGACUUGCUUGUUGCUCACCCAAAAGAGUCCGCUGUCACUUUUGAUUCAGUUGGAGAUGUAAAAGCUGAAAAUACAACCUUUUAUAUGAAUGUAUACUCCGAGCUGGGUCCUAAUGAGGGAUUGCCAGUGACUAUCAGCUGCAAAGUAGACGAUAAGAAUUACUUUCUGUGUGUAGACAGCGAUUCCGUUAUUCUUAAGGAGGGUGAACUGCCAGAAGUUAUACCAGCGAACACCAGUGAAUUAAUUUUCUACGCGAAAGCUUUUGCUAAUGGGACAUCAUCUCUCCGGUUUGAGUCAUCUUCUGUAAAGGAUUUUUGCAUUGCCUGGAAUAGCACAGACUCUAAAGUAAUACUAAAGCAGUAUUCUGAAAAUAACCUUGAUGAAACCAUAAAGAUGUGUCUUACAGAAAGGGACUAAACCAACAAAACGGAUUGACUCCUCCUUUGUGAUUGAUUCCAAAACAUUAAAAUCAUUCCUUGUUUCACAGAGAUAUGACCUUGCUUUGCAUUGUUAUUAGAGAUGAGCGAAUUUUUCAAAAGUUCGAUCCGGCUGAUUUGUCAA